Messenger RNA from Panicum virgatum (switchgrass), 1420 nucleotides. RefSeq names its product 26S proteasome non-ATPase regulatory subunit 14 homolog. The transcript has 7 exons. Gene Ontology annotation, molecular function: metallopeptidase activity; proteasome binding; protein binding. Gene Ontology annotation, cellular component: proteasome regulatory particle, lid subcomplex. Gene Ontology annotation, biological process: proteasome-mediated ubiquitin-dependent protein catabolic process; protein deubiquitination. NCBI's taxonomy places the organism in Eukaryota, Viridiplantae, Streptophyta, Magnoliopsida, Poales, Poaceae. Bases 334 to 1257 code for a protein of 307 amino acids. The record is from RefSeq and is a predicted model, not a curated record.
AAAAGCUCCGUCCAUCUCCUUCCCGUCACCGUCCGGCGUCCGCUCGCGUGCGAGUGCGAGCCCCACCGCGGCGACAGCUCCACCGCCGGCUGCUUCCCCGUCGCCGCCGAGCGCAACUCCACCGGUGGCCUCCUCCAGGGGUCUGAAGGUACCCACGCCUCUCUACUUCUCCUCCGUCCCCGCAACACGGCAGCGGCAACCCUAGAUCGCCGCGUGACGCGCGGGCCGCCUCAACGCCGGCUUCGCCCAGGAAACAGCCAAUCCCCAAAAAGAGCUUCACAAGAAAAGCACAAGCAGCUGAGAAGCUUGCUGCUCUCUCCAUAGCACAUCAGCAUGGAGCGCCUGCAGAGAAUAUUUGGCGCCUCUGGGAUGGGGCAGCCACCUUCGGACUCACCGCUGCUCGACUCAUCUGAGCAGGUCUACAUUUCCUCCCUUGCACUCCUCAAGAUGCUCAAACACGGGAGGGCUGGUGUGCCAAUGGAGGUGAUGGGCCUUAUGCUGGGUGAGUUUGUGGAUGACUACACGGUCAGGGUGGUGGAUGUGUUCGCCAUGCCACAGAGUGGUACUGGGGUCAGUGUUGAGGCUGUUGAUCAUGUCUUCCAGACCAACAUGCUUGACAUGCUCAAGCAGACAGGGAGACCAGAAAUGGUUGUAGGGUGGUACCACUCCCAUCCUGGCUUUGGUUGCUGGCUUUCUGGAGUUGACAUCAACACCCAACAGAGUUUUGAAGCUUUAAACCCCAGGGCAGUUGCUGUUGUGAUAGACCCCAUCCAGAGUGUCAAAGGGAAGGUGGUCAUUGAUGCAUUUCGUCUCAUUAACCCCCAGACCAUGAUGCUUGGUCAGGAGCCACGACAGACAACAUCAAAUGUUGGGCACCUAAAUAAACCAUCUAUUCAGGCUCUUAUCCAUGGGCUGAACAGACACUACUACUCCAUUGCAAUCAACUACCGAAAGAAUGAGCUCGAGGAGAAAAUGUUGCUGAACUUGCACAAAAAGAAAUGGACUGAUGGGCUGAUUUUGAAGAGGUUUGAUACUCAUUCGAAAACCAAUGAGCAGACAGUGCAGGAAAUGCUGAACCUAGCUGUGAAGUACAACAAGGCGGUGCAAGAGGAGGAUGAGCUGCCACCAGAGAAACUGGCUAUUGCGAACGUGGGGCGGCAGGAUGCGAAGAAGCAUUUGGAAGAGCAUGUCUCCAAUUUGAUGUCUUCGAACAUAGUUCAGACCCUAGGGACCAUGCUCGACACGGUUGUCUUUUAGUUCGGUAGGAGUGGUGUCUCAAUGAACGCAGUACUGAAAUUAUCUUUAUGUUUAUUUGUCUUCGUGUUUAUCACAUUUCAGACUUUAAUUUAUAAUCAGCUGCAGCACCAUCUUCUCUAUGGGUAUGAGGUCCAGAUUCAUUUCUGCUGGGCUAUAAACAACA